This is a messenger RNA of Kwoniella shivajii, 384 nucleotides long. RefSeq lists its product as uncharacterized. The transcript is spliced from 3 exons. NCBI's taxonomy places the organism in Eukaryota, Fungi, Basidiomycota, Tremellomycetes, Tremellales, Cryptococcaceae. The record is from RefSeq and is a predicted model, not a curated record. Bases 1 to 384 code for a protein of 127 amino acids.
AUGUAUAUUCCCAACCUCCAAAGUAUCCUCGCAGCUGGUCUUGCCCUCACCGGUGCAGUCACUGAAAUGAGCGUAGUCUCUUCCGGAUCCAUCAAGGAUUUUGCCGUCGAGAAAUGUAUCGAUGCCGACAAGAACCAACGGUGUUCAAAGCCCUUCCCAGUCACCAAAUCCACCUGUUACAACAUCAAGUGGUCGACUGAUGGCACUCUUUCCCAUACUACCGUAGAGGUCAAAGACGCGGGCAGUGAUGAGAUUGUCUUUUACAGAGAUACUGAUGGAGAAUUCACUUCUAAGAAGAACGAGCUCGUUUACGUUGACUUCAAACCUAAGAUUGCCGGACAAGGCAACAAAACUGUCGAUUACGAGAUUACUACUUGCGAGUAA